Molecule: messenger RNA, 1055 nt
Organism: Beta vulgaris subsp. vulgaris (sugar beet)
Lineage: Eukaryota; Viridiplantae; Streptophyta; Magnoliopsida; Caryophyllales; Amaranthaceae
Exons: 3
Coding region: 185-784 (199 amino acids)
Source: RefSeq, a predicted model, not a curated record
AUCAAUGACCGUCGGAUUAAUUUGACCGUUGGACACGCUCUUGGUCCUUUAAAAAUUGGAGCAGCCGCCCGUUAUCCCUGUAAUACAAUACUCUAUAGUCUAUAGUCUAUACUCCUCUCAGGCUCUCAAAAAACAACAAACAAAUAACAAAAUCAAAAACCCAAAAGCUGAAAAUUUCUCAAGAAUGAAAUCUGAUCGGAAACCUCCGCUUGCAAAAUCUCCAAUGAAACUUCGUGGUCGUCGUCCCCUUCGACCAACUAACACAAACAACCCUUUACUAACACCAGUGACGAAAACCCAAACGAAAGAAUCUGAAAAUCGGCCAGAAUAUCACACAGCAGCUUCAUGUGAAUUGAGAGCUUUAGCAAAGAUGGUUCAGGAUGAACUCAGCGCAAUCAAUGCGAAGAACAAUGAAUUUGGAAGCUAUGCAUCAUCAAUUGGUGGUAGUAAUCUGUUUGAAAGGGGUAGGUACUACCAAGUUUAUUCAGAGAGGAGGAACGAGAGGCUAAGGAAGAAACAGAAUGAGUCAGGGGAUGAUGAACCAAAAACUGCUUAUAAUUUAGGUGUUAAAGUUGAUUGUUCAACCAAGAAAAAGGAUUCAAGAAAGAAAUCUGAAAGCUUGAAGAAGUCUAUAAUGGCAGUGAAUUACUCUGCGGAUCGAAGCCAGCAUCCGAGGUACUCCUUGAGGAGUACCACCAAGAAACCUCCUCUUCCGGUGCCGAUGUAUGUCGAAGAGACGACGACGGCGAGGAAGGGUCCUAGUUUAAGGACUAGGCGAAAGUGAGGGAAAGGAUAUUUCUAGAUUUAGAGAGGUGGGGAAACAAAAAUGGGGGGUAUUCUUGAUCUGUUGUUAUUUUUAUGGGUGGUAAACAUGUCAUGUUAAGUUGAUGAUGAGAACUUUCAUGGAAAUUUUAUAUGUUUGUAGUCCACCAAUGGUGGACAAUCUUGAAAGGUGUUUUCAAGUCUUAAGCAAAAUUUUUAUAUCUUGCUGUAAAACUGAUGGUAUGCUUUGCCAUGAUGCAUGCAAUUCGAUGGUGCUGGAAAAUUGCUGGUAA